Botrytis sinoallii is the source of this 516-nucleotide messenger RNA. RefSeq lists its product as uncharacterized. The transcript has a single exon. Lineage: Eukaryota; Fungi; Ascomycota; Leotiomycetes; Helotiales; Sclerotiniaceae. The record is from RefSeq and is a predicted model, not a curated record. Bases 1 to 516 code for a protein of 171 amino acids.
AUGAGGAAAUCCGCUCUUCAACUCCGGCCUUUGAGACCUAGAAAAUAUGUGGAGUCCGGACCCAGGAGACAUUACCUCACUGAAAGGAGAUCUAUGAGGAUCGAAAAACUAAUACGCAAGCAACAUGGAAAACCACUCGAGACUGAUGACGACGAGGAGGGAGAUGAGGAGGAGGACGAAGAAUACAAUAUUUAUUUCUUAGGAGGUGGAGAUGAGAAAAAUAAAUAUACCGAGGAGGAAGACCCAGCAGAUGAUAUAGGACAAGGCGAGAGGGGCUUUAGGGAGUGCUCGCUCUGGGAGGAUAAAAGAAAGGAGUUUGAAGACAUGCUGCAUGCUGCUUUCACAGACCGCGAUGGUGUGUUAUACCAUGAUAGGGAUUUGGAUACAAGAAUUAGCAUUCCGAGAAUCACAUUCUUGUGGUAUCAAAGAAUUAGAGGGCGAGUGGGGCGAUUUGGAGAUGAGCUUCUGAUGCUGGUUUUCUUUGCCACUGCACGCGCUUCGAUAGCUUUGGGUUAA